GUUAUAGAUAUCUAACCGGUCAAAAUCUUUAGUAACUUUGAAGCUAAAGUUUGCCUUGACUAAUAGUAUCUCUUCCCAGACGCUGGCGGACCCAGCUGUUUCUAGUAUUGUGGUCACAGUGUUGAUGGAUCCAGAAGAAUAGUGUACCCAGCUAUUGGGUUCAAUUAUAGUGGGUUUUUAAGUAUUUGGAAGCUUGGAUUAACGUCACCACGCAAUAAAUUGGCCUAGCGGUCAAGUUCGUUAAAAGGAAGCCGUGGCCGACUUCGGCCCGGCAACCUUUGGUCCCUGCAAUUGAGAAAGUUAACGGUUAUCACCUCUCACUGAGAAGCCAAUGAUUGUUUAGAAGGUAAACAUAACUACGUUUAGCUAAUCACGUAGGCUGGCACGGUCGCCUAGGAGAGAAAACGACUUUGCAGGGCCCUGGGACUAUUAGUGUAAAUUCAGCUGGACGAGAAAGUUAUUGAUUCAUGGUCCUAGUUCCAAUGUAUAUCCUCCAUUAGUACUUGUCACUGAACAUAACAUCCAACCACUUGCUGUGACAGCAACUAAAGUGUGCAAAGAAACCAAAGCUUGAUGCCGGUGUACAACUCUUUUCUCCUUUGGAGCCUUAAUACUUGGAAUGAAGAAAAGAUUCAUAUUGUUGGAGGACGUGUCUGCUUCGUCCUCAGUUGAUUGUCACCCGUCUCUAUCCAGCAUGGUCGAUUACUCUGGUGCAGCACCCGGAGGCCUUCUUUUUGCUGUCUACUUCAGUCCUGGUGGAAAUGGUGGAAUUUUUUCCUCAUGCUCCAAUCAAGGUCUUGUAGCCAGUCCAGGUGCCAUCGCCUUAGAGAGCGGUGUGUGUUCUUUCUCUGGUAAUGUCGGCAUUGAAAUUUGUUGGCUCGAACAAGCAUGGGCUAUUGCCAAACAUUCAGCCAAGGCGGCAGGAUUCGUAGUACUUCUCGGAGUAGGCGGUGUUCUUUGUUACCACUGGCUCUACUCCAUGCACAGGAAACGAAACCUGAGUGGAAGACGAACUUCUUUAUAUCCGUUCACCAUUGAAAUGGAACAACAAGGCGAUUGUGAGGAAAUGGAAGAGGAUUUAUUUGAUUUGUUCGAAGUCGACAUCUCGGUCGGUCUCAACUGCCUUUCGGGCGAUCACAGGCCAAAACGCAAGAUUGGAAAAGGAGUAUACAUAGCCGAUCAAAUUCGCACUCGUUGGCGUCACGUACCUCGUCGCAAUAAACAAACGCAGGAAGUUGAAUACCAUCCGCAGCCACUUCACCAGAGCUAUUCCAUCCCCGAUGGAUUGGUUAAGUUCAAUGAACCGCAUUCAUUGCACAAAUUUGCACAAAAUGAACGCUUUUUGGUUCGCCAAUCCAACGAGUCAUUCUCAGGAUUUUCAUCACACGAAGCGUCACCCAGCCAUGCCUGUCGUAUCCGUUCUUACAGCCUUUCUGUUAAAGAUCAAUACCUUCAGUCGGAAGGAAGCUCUUGGAGUUUUUGGGAUAGUUCUGUGGAAUCCUUUAUAUCCGGAACAGAUUGCAGUGAAACGAGUCGACUGAUCCGGGAGUAUUCAGUCGAUAGCGACUGUUCCGAUUUCUCCCUUGAUAUACCAUUCAGCGAGAGUUGUAAUUCAAACACUCUGGAGGUUAUCGAACGAAUCGAACAAGAGAUCAACAGCGUCAAAAACAACUGUUUAGCCAUGAAUCAUGAGUUAUAUACCCUUCACGACGUCCAUCCAUCUGGCAUUACAAGUGGCGAAUCAGAGAUGGAUCUCUCAAGUAUUACCAUGGAGCUCGCUCCUCUCCAUAUGUCCCAAUCUUCCUUCAAAGGAAUGCUAAACUUAACGUCCAUCCCAGACGAAAUCAGCGACGUAGCUUCAAAUGCUUCAGAUUUUUCACCAAGUCGCAUGCAACUUGCGCUUGUUUCAGGAAGCGACGAAGACGGAAUCUCUAUGGAAUGGGAUAACCGUGAUCUACAAUCGUCCGUCCUGGACGAAGAGAGUAAACCCUCUGAAGAGGUAUUGGUAUUUACGGAUCCGGUAGUUCCAGCUCCUAGCCAGUCGCUCGUCUUGUACAAAAGUGGCAAUCUGUUGGACGUUCAAACUAUUAGUCCCCAAUGGUGCUCGCAAGAAUCCGGCUACUUGGAGUGGGAAGGAACACCUGGCAGCGAUGUAUCAACUUCCUUUACAACUGGCUCAAUCCUCUCACCUCUUCAAGAGAAGAGGGAGAAUGAUUCCAUGAGCUGCACCACGACUUCGUCGUACAGUAGCUGCCUUACCAGCCCGGAUGAUUCAUCCCACGAAGAUAGCAUCGGAGUGGUCAAGCGUCGACAGUGGGCAAAAGCCAGUCAGCAAAAUCGGGAUUCAGCCAUCUCCGAUCUUGGACUUGAUCUGGAAGCAGCCUGGAGAGAAGAGGCGGUUGGAAUUACUGUUUUAUUGCAUCAUUACGCCCAGGAUACUUGGCAAGCACCAACGCCGCGUGCUCAGACUAUUAAACAGGCGUACAUCGAAUUGGAACGCAUGACGGAAUGCCGGCGGAUGAGAAAGAUGCGCGGUGAUAACUACGGAAUUUUGCGAGCAGCGCUGUGUCAGAUGGUGAUGAAGAGGAUUCCUAUACCUCGAGCAAGUGAAGCCAUCGAUUCCAUUUCUCGUGAGCUGGCACACGGAGGUGACUGGAUUCGGCAAUGGACGUUUGGGCACCGACUGCCCUAUGGACCCAAUAACGUCUUACAAGGCAUGCGUUUAUGUCUAGAAACGCUGGACCGUUUGAUGGAAGAAAUGGAAAAGGAGACCGAUCCGUUAGAAGCUUUAGUGUCACGUCUUAAUGCUGACCUUGUUUUAGACACACAACUCAUGGAAGCUCUCAAGUUACACAUGUUGAAUGCUGCCUUGAAUCUGCAGUUAACCGAUUCGCUUGGAGAUGCACUUCCGCUGUUCGCCCUGGGUCUCUUUGCACGACCUGAUUCCAAAAAUGUCAAAGAACUGACGAUUAAUUAUCUGAACCCCAUUGGGGAUUCAGCUACGUUACAGCGGGCCGAGUAUUAUCUAUUGGGAUUUGCACUUCACGCCCGCAUUGACGUAUACCGUCCCACGACCACAAAUCUUGAUGGGCAAGACAACGUGGACCUACGAACGUCUUACCCAGAUUUCGAAUCCUUCAGUAAUUUAAUAUCCAUCAUUGAGGAGGACGAGCGACAUUAUUCAGUCCCAGUGCCUUAACUUUGCUAGCUGUUAAACAAAUCAGUUUACAUGUCUAGUCUUUUCUGUUGUGUUACUCAUUUCUGUAAAUGACUGGAAUGAAGAUAGUGUCGAAACUGUCUGGUCGUUAUGUUCCUAUGCAAAAUCAUCCCUUCUUGCUUGUAUAGUCUUU
Molecule: messenger RNA, 3350 nt
Organism: Daphnia carinata
Lineage: Eukaryota; Metazoa; Arthropoda; Branchiopoda; Diplostraca; Daphniidae
Exons: 11
Coding region: 620-3199 (859 amino acids)
Biological process (GO): protein linear deubiquitination
Cellular component (GO): cytoplasm
Molecular function (GO): cysteine-type deubiquitinase activity
Source: RefSeq, a predicted model, not a curated record